This is a messenger RNA of Seminavis robusta, 1098 nucleotides long. The record is from the annotation of a GenBank genome assembly. NCBI's taxonomy places the organism in Eukaryota, Bacillariophyta, Bacillariophyceae, Naviculales, Naviculaceae.
AUGAGCAACCCUCAUCCAACACUCCAUGCUACCCAAUAUGAAGAUGUGGAUCCUCAAAAGAAGGAGCCAAAAAGCGGCGGCAUGGGAGGUGUCCUUGGGAAACCUUUCCAGAAGAUGCGCCGUCGGUUGACUGUAACUGGUGCUAGUGAAACCAUUGAUGGAGGUAUCCAAAAGAGUAACGAGGAGCCUGAACCCCCAAAGGUAGCCAAGAAAAACAAGCUACAACAAGCCGUCCGCUGUGCCGUCACGGAAUAUUCGGGCGUUUCUAAAAAGGGCCAUGCCCCCUACAACCCGCGGAAGAAGAACCAAGAUGCCAUUGUCAUGGCGGAUGAUCCACACACCAACUCUCUUGUACUCUGCGUCUUGGAUGGACACGGUGAGCAUGGUGAUUCCGUGUCCCUGACGUUCCGUGAACAACUGGUCGCCGAAAUGUUCAAUCACCCGGCCUGGGCAACCAACCUGCAGGACGCCUGUCGUGAUGCAAUUGCCAAGGUUGAACGAAACAUGUUGAGGAAUUACAGGAUUGAUAGUGAAUUCAGUGGAACCACACUCUCCAUGGCCAUUAUCCGUGGAAACCAUUUGACUGGGGUCAAUGUCGGCGACUCUCGUGUCAUCUUGGCUAAGGAGGAAGGUGGACGAUUGGUUGGCAAAGACGUCACCUUUGAUCACAAGCCCGACUCGCCCAAGGAAAAGGAGCGAAUCUUGGCCUGUGGAGGGCGUGUAUUUGCCGUCGAAUAUGAUGAUGGAAUUGAUGGGCCACCUCGUGUAUGGUUGGGCCACAUGGAUGUCCCCGGAUUGGCCAUGUCACGGUCGUUGGGUGACGUUGUGGCACAUUCUGCCGGUGUCAUCUCGGACCCCGAAUUCACCGACAUGGAAUUGGAUCCAACCACAGACAAGUUCAUCGUGGUGGCAACAGACGGUCUCUGGGAGUUUGUGGACAACCAAGAGACCGUGGACAUGGUCGAAGCAGAAAAAGGCCCAAUAGAUGCCGUUGACACUCUCGUGCAGGAAGCCAGUCAGAGGUGGAUGCACGAAGAACAGGUUAUUGAUGACACAACAAUCAUUGUCGCCAAUUUGUUCAACUACAAGGCAUCUUAA